AUGACGCGCCUGAGCAGCCGGGCGUGGGGAGCGAGCACCUGCCUGCUGCCGAGGAUGCGCCUGCCGGCAAUGGUGAGCCCGCGGCGAGCGCCGGGCCGCUGGUCCCGGUGUGGGCCUCAGCCUGGGCCUUGGGGCCGCGCCGGGCGCUGUGGGGAGGCGGGAUGCUCCCACGCGCCGAACCGUCAGAGGGGAUAUCCCCGCUCGCUGCUACGGCGGGUGGAGGAACCACCGGCGUCGCCUAGGACGAGGGCCAAGACGCCUCUGCUACAGCUGGUCGUCGUCCCGCGCACUCCGGCCCUGCAGGCGGUGGAGGACGAGCUGUCGCUUGCGCUGGUGGCCCUGGUCCUCGGCACAAGGCCGGCGGUGACUCCGGCCGCCAUGCUCCAUUACCUCCACGAGCACUACGGCAUUACUGAAGAGCGCGUGACCGUUCGGCGAACCAGGCCUGACGACUUCCUGGUGCGCUUCAGUCGCCAGGCGGACCUUGAGCUCGUCCUGGACAACCAGAGGCCGGAGGGUGCACCAUUCGCACUAUGUUGGCGUCGGUGGACCCGCUUGAUCAUGGGCUCGGCCGGGCCGUUCCGCUAUCGCGUCCUUGUCGGCAUGAAAGGAAUCUCGUCGCACGCGCUCUCGUCUGAGGUUGCGCAGAACAUCAUUGGUUCGGCGGGUGCGAAGGUGGAGAUCGCGAACCCGGAGGCCCUGGCGGAUCCGGACGAUGAGCGCGAGUUGUUCGUGGCAUGCUGGUGCGCCCACCCCGACCGGGUCCCAGACGAGAUCAUCAUGGCGGUGCCGGAGCCGGAGGAGGAGCACGACGGCGAGCCUCCGCUCUCCCUCAGGCCGGACGAGAUCAUCCACGACGAAGUUCCAGCGCUAAGGUAUCUGGUCCGUGUAAGAGAUGUAAGAGUGGGAAAUUGGGGAGAAUGCUCAAGUUCCAUUCAUCACCGUAUGCUGUUACAUAUAGAGGUGCCGAAGCACUGGAGGCCGAUCCAGAGAUCGUGGUCAUCCCUCACGCCUACAUGCUAG
Messenger RNA from Miscanthus lutarioriparius, 1023 nucleotides. Lineage: Eukaryota; Viridiplantae; Streptophyta; Magnoliopsida; Poales; Poaceae. The record is from the annotation of a GenBank genome assembly.